Molecule: messenger RNA, 1632 nt
Organism: Fusarium coffeatum
Lineage: Eukaryota; Fungi; Ascomycota; Sordariomycetes; Hypocreales; Nectriaceae
Exons: 3
Coding region: 1-1632 (543 amino acids)
Biological process (GO): carbohydrate metabolic process
Source: RefSeq, a predicted model, not a curated record
AUGACGCUCCGUCUGCUGGCGUCAAGCUUACUAGGCUUGAGCGCAACGCUCGCCAGCGCAAGCCCAGAGGACGAACAGAGACCCCUCGCCGAUUACCACCGCGUAUGUCCUGACUACACAAAAUACGCUGGAUACCCCCAUCGACCCUUCAGUACCGGUCCUAAAGAGCUUCCCUACCAACGCCCAAGUAAACAAUGCCGGACAUUUCAGUCAGAUGCGAUCGAGAAGGUUAUUGAAGAUGUGACGUCUCGCAUGAAAGACCCUGACCUGGCGCGAUUGUUUGAGAAUGCAUUCCCUUCAACAACGGAUACAACCGUCAAAUUUCAUACCAAGGGAAAGGCAGAUACUGGAUUCUUUCGCAUGGGUAGCUUUGGAGGCUUCCACGACGAAGGAGCAUGGGAAGGACCACAGUCGUUUAUCAUCACUGGUGACAUUAUCGCCGAAUGGUUGCGCGAUUCGACAAAUCAACUGCGGCCCUACCAGCCCCUUGCUAAGAAGGAUCCUGCAAUUCAGACGUUGUUGCUCGGUGCCAUUAACACCCAGGCUGAGUACGUGAUUGAAUCCCCAUACUGCAACGCCUUCCAGCCACCACCUAUUAGCGAUCUUCCCAUCUCGUCUAACGGGCAAGAUGACAACGUUCACCCAGCGUACGAGCCGCAGGCUGUUUUCGAGUGCAAAUACGAGCUUGACUCUUUGGCUCAUUUUCUCGCUCUUGGUAACGAUUUCUACGACCACACAGGAUCGACAGAGUUCUUGAAUAGGAGAUGGUUGCGAGCCGUCGAGACUGUUUUGAACGUUCUCACUGAGCAGUCCAAGUCGACUUUCGACCCUAAAACAGGCGAGUUUCAGCGCAAUGAAUACACUUUCUCGCGUCGCACCGACACUGGAACAGAAACACUCAACUUGAGAGGCGUUGGUAACCCUUUGAACUGGGGCACAGGUUUGGUUCGCUCGGCGUUCCGACCUAGCGAUGAUGCAACAAUUCUGGGUUUCUUUAUUCCUGCCAAUGCACAAAUGUCUGUCGAAUUGAAACGAGCAUCCAAAAUUCUUGCGACAGCUGGUAAAACAACCCUUUCUCAAAAGUUGGAGACAUGGAGCACAAAACUCCGUGACGGUGUCAUGGAACAUGGUGUAGUUAAGCACAAAAAGUAUGGAGAUGUCUUCGCAUACGAAGUUGACGGCUACGGUUCGUCGAUCUUGAUGGACGAUGCAAACUAUCCUUCGCUGCUGGCGCUCCCUUUGAUGGGAUUCUGCGAGACCAGCGAUCCCAUUUACCAAAACACCAGGAAGAUGCUGUUAGAGAAGGGUGGGAACCCUUACUAUCUCGAAGGAAAGGCCUUCAAAGGCAUUGGAGGGCCUCAUAUUGGGCUUCGCAACGCUUGGCCAAUGAGUCUUCUUGUUCAAGCACGAACUUCAAACGACGAUGAAGAGAUUAAAGAAUGCAUUGACUUUGUCCUGAACUCUGCCAAGAUGGGAUUGGUCCAUGAGAGUAUUGAUGUUGAGCACAUUACACAGUAUACGAGAAGCUGGUUUGCGUGGGCUAAUGGCGUCUUUGCCUCGACAAUUCUUGAUCUGGCAAAAAGAAAACCGCAUUUGAUAUUCGGUGACGGUGCCACGGCGUAUGAGAUUUGA